Molecule: messenger RNA, 1938 nt
Organism: Rhinichthys klamathensis goyatoka
Lineage: Eukaryota; Metazoa; Chordata; Actinopteri; Cypriniformes; Leuciscidae
Product: interferon-induced GTP-binding protein MxB-like
Exons: 12
Coding region: 11-1885 (624 amino acids)
Biological process (GO): defense response to virus
Cellular component (GO): microtubule; nucleus; cytoplasm
Molecular function (GO): GTPase activity; GTP binding; microtubule binding
Source: RefSeq, a predicted model, not a curated record
GAUAGAGAAAAUGAGCUAUACGUUCAGUCAGCAAUAUGAGGAAAAGAUCCGCCCUUGCAUCGACACCAUCGACAAUUUACGGUCUUUGGGAGUCGAAAAGGACCUGGCGUUGCCUGCCAUCGUCGUCAUUGGAGACCAAAGCUCAGGAAAGAGUUCUAUUCUAGAGGCGCUGUCAGGAGUAGCGUUACCCAGGGGUAGUGGAAUUGUUACACGAUGCCCUCUUGAGCUCAAGAUGAUAAGAACUAAAGGCGAGGACAAAUGGCAUGGGAGAAUCAGUUACAAGAACUAUGAGAAAGACAUUGAUGACCCAGCAGAAGUGGAGAAAAAGAUUUGCGAAGCCCAGGAUGAGAUGGCUGGAGUAGGUGUUGGCAUUAGUGAAGAACUCAUCAGUCUGCAGAUCACCUCUGCCAAUGUUCCUGACCUCACUCUCAUUGACCUCCCUGGGAUUGCACGAGUCGCAGUCAAAGGUCAACCUGAGGAUAUUGGAGAAACAAUUAAGAGACUGAUCAGGAAGUUUGUUGCAAAGCAAGAAACAAUCAACCUGGUUGUUGUGCCAUGCAAUGUUGACAUCGCGACCACAGAAGCAUUGCAGAUGGCUCAGGAGGAGGACCCUGAGGGCGAAAGAACUUUAGGCAUCUUAACAAAGCCGGAUCUGGUGGAUAAGGGCACUGAAGGGACAGUGGUAGACAUUGUGCACAAUGAGGUCAUUCACCUUACUAAAGGCUACAUGAUUGUAAAGUGCAGGGGACAAUGGGAUAUUUUCGAUCAGGUCACUCUUAAUGAGUCCAUAGUAAAAGAGAAUGCCUUCUUCAAAGACCAUCCUCAUUUCAGCAAACUCUAUGAAGAAGGUUUUGCAACUAUUCCUAAGUUGGCUGAGAAACUAACAAUUGAGUUGGUUCAUCACAUUCAGAAAUCAUUGCCUAGUUUAGAAAAGCAAAUCGAUGAGAAGCUCGCUGAAACACAGACGGAACUGCAGAAAUAUUGCAACGGACCCCCAUCAGACCCUGCAGAAAGACUGAAGUUUCUUAGUGAUAAACUUACAGAUUUCACACGUGAUACCCUUAACCUGACCAAUGGAGAAGCGGUUAAAUGUGCACCAGAUCUACUGAUUUUUCCAGAACUCCGUGAAGAAUUUGCAAAUUGGAAUGGCUUCUUGGUUGACUCUGGAAAAUCAUCCAUAAAUGAGAUUAAGGACGAAGUUUAUACAUAUGAAGCCAAAUAUCGGGGAAGAGAGCUUCCAGGAUUCAUCAAUUACAGUACCUUUGAAAAUACUGUUGGUGAACAGAUCAAGCUGUUGGAAGAACCUACCUUAAUGAUGCUGAAGACCAUCUCCGAUGUUGUUUCAAAGAAGUUCAUCAAACUGGCCCAGUACAGCUUCAGUGGCUUCCCUAAUCUUCUGAAAGUAGCAAAGACUAAGAUCGAAGCCAUCAAACAGGAUAAAGAAUCCCUAGCAGAAUCCAUGCUGAGGACCCAAUUCAAGAUGGAGCUCAUUGUUUACAGUCAAGAUGGCACAUACAGCUGGAGCCUGAGAGAUGCAAAGGAAAAGCUGGAAGAGGAUGAAGAAACUAAAGAAAUGGUUAAUUGCAGCAGUGUAGGCUUUAGUACAGACAAUCAUGCCACAUUGCAUGAGAUGAAGUUGCACCUUGAGGCCUACUAUACGAUUGCAAGCAAGCGUCUAGCCGACCAGAUCCCAAUGGUGAUCCGCUAUAUGUUGCUCCAGGAAGCAGCUUUGGAGCUGCAAAGGAGCAUGUUGCAGUUGCUGCAUGAUAAAGAUGGUGUGGACAACCUGCUUAAAGAAGACUUUGACAUUGGCCAAAAGCGGGAGAGCUUACUGAGUCGCCAGAAACGUCUGAAGAAAGCACGCAGCCUCUUGGUUACCUAUUAGAAUUCACUUCAUAUAGCUGGUUCCAACAAUUUUGAUGCAACAAAUAAUAAUAA